CAAUAGACACCGAUGGGUCAAAGUUGAAACUCUGUUGUUCAACAGAAGGACCAAACAUGGAGUCCAUUUUUCACGAGAAACAAGAAGGCUCUCUUUGUGCCCAGCACUGCCUCAAUAACCUCCUUCAGGGAGAGUACUUCAGCCCUGUUGAGCUGUCUGCAAUUGCACAGCAGCUUGAUGAAGAAGAAAGAAUAAGAAUGGCAGAGGGGGGCGUGACAAGUGAGGAGUACAGGACAUUUUUACAGCAACCGUCCGGAAACAUGGAUGACAGUGGUUUCUUCUCUAUUCAGGUUAUCAGUAAGGCUUUGGGCGUGUGGGGCUUGGAGUUGAUUCUUUUCAACAGCCCCGAGUAUCAGAAGCAGAUGGCUGAUCCAGUAAAUGAAAAGGCGUUUAUAUGCAACUACAAGGAGCACUGGUUUACAGUACGGAAACUAGGACGGCAGUGGUUUAACUUGAAUUCUUUGUUGACGGGUCCAGAACUUAUCUCUGAUACAUACCUUGCACUAUUCCUGGCACAACUGCAGCAGGAAGGUUACUCCAUAUUUGUAAUUAGAGGGGAACUGCCUGACUGUGAGGCAGACCAAAUUUUAGGCAUAAUACGGGUGGAGCAGAGACAAAGACCUCGCUUGAUUGGAGAGGAAGCUUCUCAGCUGGCUUCCAGGCAAAGAAGUCCCCUCGAUAGAACAGUGGAAGGCAGGAGAGCAUUUGAGGGAGGUCCAAUAGGUCCAAUAGAUGAAGAUGAAGAAAACCUUUCUAAAGCACUUGCCCUCAGUCAGAAGGACAUUGAGGUAGAAGAUGAAGAGGCUGAUCUGCGCAGAGCCAUUCAGCUAAGCAUGCAGGGGUCCUCUACUACUGGCUCUUCUGCUGACACUAUUGGAGACAUUACUGCUAACACAUCAAAGUCUGUCCAGAGUGAAUCACUGUCUGCAGAGGAAUUACGGCGACGGCGGCAGGCAUAUUUUGAAAAGCAACAGCCAACUCCAGCUACAGCUAUAGAGUCCCAAGACACUAGAAGUACCAGCGCAACAGGAGACAGUUCAGGUAGUGAAGCCUUACACAAAUCUGAAGACAGCGGCAGUGCCAAGAACCGCCAACUGAACACAAAAGAUGCAUAGUGGUCUUCACUUUGGUGUCUUCAGUACUUGUAUUCCAUCCCCUUAUCAUUGCAGACAUUCUGCUUAGAGAAGGGUAUCAAGAGGGUCACCAAGGACUGGACUUGCAGGAUCAAGGGAGAAAGUGAGCGCCUAGUUUGGGAAAACUUGACUGCACUGACCUCCUGUUUUGCUUGUUGUUCUUGGAGCGAGAUCUGUGCAUCUCUUGGAGACAUGAGACCUGUUUGAGAAUGCAGACUAACUAUGAAGAAAACCUCCAAGCCCUACCCUAUGUUCCCUGGAGUUAAAGAACAACUAUCUGCCAGCUCUUCCACUUAAACCAGUUCCUAAGGCAAAAGUGUCUGAUGUGCAAAAAAUGCCAUUCAAAGUAGAAGCAGUGUGGUCAGAUGUAAGAAAUUGUUUUUUUUUUUUUUUAUUUUGCAUUUUCCUGUCCCAUAUCUUCCGAAGGUUUGUGAUUGAUGGUAUUGUUAACUUUUCUUUUUUGACAGCUGAGCCCUGUGGUUUGCUUGGCUCAUUUAUACCUUUACCAGUGCGGCGUUCUAAGGGUCCAGAGUAUGUACAGUUUACAGCAUUUGCACAUUUUUUCUAUUUAUUUUUCAACAUACUUUUUUGUUGCGUCACAUUGUUAGAGGCUUCAUUGCGACUCAAGCCUCUUUAACUUUACCAAAGUACACUUUGCCACUAAAGCGUUCUGUUUCCUGAAGUUCAUAUUAACCUGGUAGCAUUGUAAAAGAGGCUGAACCGCCUCAAUAAAAAAUAACAAAUAGGCCAUGUUCUGUCACACUAACCCUGCAGAAGAGGGACCACUACCAAGUAUUAAACCUAGGGACAAAACAGCUGACAGCUUUUAUUUCAUGCUUGUUUCAUGGAGGACGGGGAAUGCUUUUUUUUUUUUCCUUCCUUUUCCAGUCUGCACAAACUCACUUUGUUCAUUAUGAUAGAAAAAUUACAGUUGCUCCUUGUAAACUUUGUAAUGCAUUCAAAGAGGGUUAGUCAAUAUAUGGCUGUACUGUAACUACAAAAUGGCGGUGGUCCUUGAAAUCCUGGUGCAUUACUGGUCAAACUGGAUAAAGGAAAACAUGCUUUUGUCCUGUUCUGCUCAUGAAGACAAACCAUUUUUUUCUUGAUAACUGUUUUUGUUCACAUUUAUUACAGUAUUUAGCUAAAUUCUUCCCAAUAGCACAAAAGAAAUUAAUGGUUAAAGUAAAGGGGAACCUGCACUUUGGUAUCGGGAAAGCACAACUACAUGGCAAGGAAGAAAACCAAUUCCAGUGAGUGAUCAUCAAACGAUUUGGCCUUCAGCUCUUAGUACGGCAGUCCGUCCAUCAGCUGGUUUCUCUAUGCAUGGGUUCUCGAUGCUUUUAACUUUAGCACAUCAUUGUACCAUAUGGGCCAAAUUAUGGAUUGUGGGUCUGGAAUGAUGUUAAUCAAGUUCAGUUGAUCCUAUAAGUUUGUUUUGUAAGUGUUGGGUUACAAUUUGAAGGAUUGCAUAAAAAUGCCUGUCUUUUGACUGUU
This is a messenger RNA of Polypterus senegalus (gray bichir), 2627 nucleotides long. RefSeq names its product ataxin 3 (gene atxn3). Bases 57 to 1115 code for a protein of 352 amino acids. The record is from RefSeq and is a predicted model, not a curated record. Gene Ontology annotation, cellular component: nucleus. NCBI's taxonomy places the organism in Eukaryota, Metazoa, Chordata, Cladistia, Polypteriformes, Polypteridae. Gene Ontology annotation, biological process: protein deubiquitination. The transcript has 11 exons. Gene Ontology annotation, molecular function: cysteine-type deubiquitinase activity.